AUGGAAAUGUUUCCUUUGGAUGAAAUAAUCAAUUUACAAAGUCUAUAUCAUCAGUAUUAUCGUAUACAAAUAACGAUGACAAAACAUCUUGGUUUCUGUUUUCUAUUCAUUCCAUUGAUUUAUCUUAAUAAAGUUUCUUCAACAAGAAUCAAUAAUGAUAAACAAUCAAUUGGAAGUCUAUCUGGGCAUAACGAUCCUGAUUAUUUUGUUGCUAAUCGACAAUUAAGUCAUGACACUGGUGAAGAUGAAUAUGAUUAUCGAAAACGAAGUUUAACAAAAAAAAAAUGGGCAAGAUUAUUUGAAAGAUCAAAAUCUCGAUAUCCAAUUGCAUUUCCGGCUUUAUUACUAUCACGUCGAUGGAUUAAAGAUAAUAAAUAG
Messenger RNA from Adineta ricciae, 378 nucleotides. The record is from the annotation of a GenBank genome assembly. Lineage: Eukaryota; Metazoa; Rotifera; Eurotatoria; Adinetida; Adinetidae.